Porites lobata is the source of this 5090-nucleotide messenger RNA. NCBI's taxonomy places the organism in Eukaryota, Metazoa, Cnidaria, Anthozoa, Scleractinia, Poritidae. The record is from the annotation of a GenBank genome assembly.
GUAGUCCUCGAGAAGUAUGAGGUGAAAAUAGGCUACAUGGCUGCUAUAUUUUGAUAAAGGGAGCUACCUUAUUGGAGGGACAACCGUCUUAGUUCAAGUCUUUUAAGGUAACAUCAUUUACAGUGUAACCAUGAAAAAUGUGCGCGUAUACAGUCUUCUUUGAACAAACGUCAGCUAAUAUUUUUAUGAUCUUUCUUGUGGCUUAUCGAUCUGUUUUUGACCAUAGUUCUCGCUAAGCUUUUCAAAUAAUAUUUUUUUUGCGAAAUGACCCGUAUUAAUUUAAAAUAUUUUUUUCGGGAUUGAAUAUUCUUAAAUUGUUUCUUUGUUUCCAGCAAAAUAUUGCUGUUUGAAGGCAUUAAGCUUGUGUACAUCAGUGGUUACGUAAGCUUACCAAACAAGGAGUUAACCAAUUAAUUUUCAUCCCUUUCACAUCUAACAGUCUGAAUAGUUGCCAAAGAAAAAUAUUUAAUGGAAGAACAAACCUCUCUCUGUAAAAUUCUUAGAAAAGGACUAUCAAAAAUGCAAAAGGUCAACCCAGCAAGGUUUAAUUUGACCGGUAACACCACAAUUUUAAAGUUGAGACUCUGUACGAUUCCUGCAGACAUCACUUUUGUUGCGCUUUUUCCAUCGAAUCAUUGGUUGUUUAUUGAAAAAAUUGUUUUGGAUGACAGUGCUAUCAGUGAGCUUGAGAAACCGUGACAACUAUGAAAAUGAGAAAAGGAAAAAGUAGUUUUAAUAAAAAAAAACUCAAGAGGUAGUUAAUCAAUAAAAAUCAAUAUCAGGAAUCAAUCGAUAUUAAUGAUGAUAGAAAUCGAAAUCACAGAAGAAAUUAUUUAUCGAUUAUCAUCUAUUAAUAAAAUCGAUAACAAUCCACGGAAUUGAUAGUAAUCGAUAACAAGCAAUAAUCUGGAAGUGAAUAUCCUGAAGCAAGCAACACCCAUGAGACCGGCUUUACCUUACGACAUUGAUUCAAUUUUGUAUACAAAGAACAGGAAGUGGCUGCAAACGAAGUGCUAUCUGGAAUUGAUCUGACUGGUUUCAGUAGAAUAUCAAUUUUUUUCUUUGUUAGGGAAAAAUAUCUCCUUGAAUACUUGUACUAUCAUUGUUUUGCAGCUGAAAAGAAUAAUAGACAGUCAAUGCUAGCCAGUGGUUUCCCUUCUGCCAUUGCUUUAGUUAGUAUUUGGUCAGUUUAGCAGGGGCUCCUUGUGACCCUUAUAUGCAGUUACUUGCUUGCAGUGCUGCCCGCUUGCCAUAUUUGCACAGUGCUGUUUUUCUCCUACGGUGGUUCUUUGUCUGCCAUUCUGGAAAGAAUCAGUAUUUGGAAUGUUGGCAUUUGAGGGGAGUGGAAAACUGGAGCACCCAAAUAAAUAUCUCUCAGAGCAAGAGGGCAAGAACCAACAACAAAUUCAACCAACUUGCAUGUAUGGCACUACCCCCAGGACUUGCACCUGGGCCAUAUUAGUGGGAAGAGAGUUGUCACACACACCACCACACUAUCUUUCCUCUCUCUUCAUCAUAAUUGCAGGCGACAAGAGGAGCCUGCAGCCUAUUCUUGGUCAGUGGCACUCUUACUGUAUAGUGAAGUUUUUCCUGAAUCUGUCCACAUUCUUAGGAUGCUCAUGUUGUACGACUAAUAUGCAUGGUUUGUGGCUGUCAAGACCCUGGUAUUGAGUUUAAGGUCCGUUUGAUGUCACGGUAAUCAUGUGAAUGCACAUGUAAGAGAUGCAACAAUCAUUAUUACAUUCAAUUCGCAAGCACACGUAUUCAGGUACACAAGUACUACUAAUAGUAAAUGGGAGACUUCGAUUCACCUUGCCAACCUGGAAUCUAUUUACCCAGGAAAAUGAACAUAGAGCCUGAUCUCAGCUUAGUGCAGGACAAGUUUUCAGUAAGAUACGAGUGUUAGCAAAGUCUAGAAAUCGAAUUACCGUACUUAAUUCAGGUCUCACUACAGUGCAUGAUUUUUAUAUAUUUAUACAAAUGUGCGUUUCCAAGCAUGUUAAGUCACUUGUCAUCCAUUUCCAAGCAUGUUACAUCAUUUGUCAUCCAAAAGUUUCAAUGAGCUUUAAAUUCUAGUGUUAAUUUAAGCUGUUUCUUUAUUUUCUAUUGCAUAUCAACAACCUUCAGUCAUUGAUCACAGAUUGUAUUUUUGAAUAAAUAAUAAGACUUCAUGCAGUCAUGACUGUAUAAAUGUGCAUUACUCGUAUCACACAUUACUGUUUUAAUGUAUCUUUGCCGCCGAAUAAAGCCAUCUCUCCUUGCUCCUCACCAUUCACUGGCUAGUUGUGUCUAAGCAACUGUGAAUAAAAUCGUUGAAAAAAUAUGAGUCUUGUUUACUGUGUUGUUCAAUCCAGUUUUCAUGAUCGACAGUGAUUCCUUUUGUUGACACUGGAACUAAAAGGGCUUUCUCUGAUUCACCUACACAGUUAUGAAAGCAGUUUUCAUAAAUCAGAUCUCCAAGGUAAUAUAUAGAUUUAGCCAGGGCAAAGCAAAGCUCUGGUUAAUAAUAUGUGUAAACAAAAUAAAUUAAAUCGUGUAAUGCUAAACGGAGGACGACAAUGAAAAUGGCUUCAAGACUAAUCGGUCCAAUUAGCAAAAAAACAAAUUGCACGUGCAGCACACUUUUUCUUCUAAUUAGCAAAAAACAAAUUUGCACGUGCAGCACACUUUUUUGUCUUUUCCUUGCCGUUGUUUUGCACGACUACAACUCUGUUGUGUACGACUAAAAUGUCAGACUUCCUAGUUACACACUAUUUUUAUGGAGAAAUUGUCGUAUGUGCUUACCCAAUAUUUUGUUUCCAGUGUUUAUGUUCGCUUUUAUUUUUCACUGCCGCUCAUUUUCACCUUGCUGGCCGCUAGCAUUUCUCAUUUUUUCACCACCGCUUUGAAUUUCCAUGUUUUUCUUCCCACGAAUUUUCAAUAACUCACUCUAGCUCUUUCUCUGUUAUCCACGUUAGUGUACACAUAUAAAAUAACGCCGAAAAAGACACGACUUUCUUCUUUAAAAAAGUGCGGGCGGCCAUGUGAUUUCCUUCCAAAUAAAACCUUGAGUUGCUUUUGGGUUCCCAUACCUGUUGAUUGAGUUAUUUUACAUUGGUAUGCCUGUGGUGUGGACGGAUGGUUGCUCGCUCGGUGUACGGUCACGUGAUUACCAAAUUUUCUGGGAUGGGUCGGGAUGGGUAGAUUACCACAUUUCCUUAGUUAUGGGGCUCCGCCCAUGCACGCACGCUUCGCGCGCGGGUGGAGCUCUGCUAUAAAAUCAACAUGUUCAGCCGCACUUCCUAGCCAACUGAGAAGGCCAUAGAAAGUGUCUGUAUUAACGGGGUGUCUGUAUUAAAUGGGUUGAAUGUAGAGAAAAUGUAAUGGCUUUCUUUUCCCUGGGACAAAGCCAGCUGUCCAUAAUAAUAAGGUGUCCGCAUUAAGUGGGUGUCUGUAAUGCGGGGUUUGACUGUAUGUUAAUUAUUACUUGAUGUGACCUUUAAUGUGCUGGUUCUGCAAAAUGAUAUUUCCCUUGUGUUAUAGACCUGAUGUGUGCACUCUAAAAUGACAAGUCCUAAUAACUUGAGAUUUGCUGUGAAACAUCUCUACAAGCAGGUAAGAAAUUUUAUAAGCUGUUGGUAGUUCAGUCCUUAGAUAUUAUUGAAUGGAAAAGUGAAUAAAGAACAGUUUUAUCAGAUACAGACAUGAUGCUCAAAUUACUGUUGGGGAACUUAUUUGUUUUUCAAAGUUUAGAGGGGGCACUAACGUUUAAAGAACUGGCUUAUUUGUUCAUAAGGGGCGCUUAUUUCUAUAAUUUCUGCCUAAAGGUAGCAUUGUCCUCAAAAUUUGGGACAUUAAAGACGAAACCCAAAUAAUAUUAUGAGUGUGUGUGUGUGGGAGUCGGGGGGGAGGGUAGGGUUGUAGCAUGUAUUAUUUGGCUUUCAACACCCUUCUAUGUUCAGAAAUGGUCAUGUCUUAAACAACAAUAGUGUGAAGCCCGUAAAUUUAUUGUUCUCUCCUCUUCACAAUUUUUCUUCUAUUUUGUUUUUGUAUCAGUUCCUCUAAACUAGUCUUCUAAGUUAUUCUUGCCCAAGUCGAAGUAAUCUGUUAAAUGCUUUUUUCAAGACCAUAGGUCUGAGCACAGAUCAUAGGUACAUGUACAUGUAACAACCAAUCGCAUUAUGCAUUAUCCAGUACAUUGUAUAAAAAAAAUUGUUUGCUUAUUUUUUGCCGUUUCAGUUAUUGUAUCUUGGAAGAGAUUAUCCAGCAGGCGAGCAAUACUUCAAGUCCAAACUUAAACGAGCUUUUAUGAAACACAGAGAAGAAACAGAUCCAGAAAAAAUCAAGAUGUUAAUUGCUAGAGGAGAGUACGUCAUCAAGGAACUUGAGGCACUAUACAUGUUACGCAAGUAUAGAACUUUAAAGCAACGUUACUAUGGAGAUGAACAAAAAUGAUAAAAGCUAAUUUAACAUAUUGCCUGCAGAGUUUGUGUUAUUCCAAGUUCGGUGUGGUUGUAUUGUCAGUGCACAUCUGAAGAAUUAACUUGUGUCUAUAGUGGACGCACCUUAUGAACACCUCACUUUUAUAGAGUAGGGACGGCAGCUUUAUUUCUAGCAAGAAUUAUGGGUAUUAUUUUGAAUGAAGUAAACGCUUGUCAAUAGAAAGAUUUAGAUUCACGGCAAACGGCAGACCCCAGUUGAGAAAUUUUCUUCAAAAUAGAAAAUGAGCAGAUAAAAACAGUCUAAAGCAAUUCUCAUGGAUGAAAAAAACGUGAAACUACUUAUAUUUUUGUUCAAAUAAAGAACUGUCAAAGACAAGUGAAUGGAAAACUUGGUGACAUGGCAAAAAUUCACGUUUGCUGUUUGCCGCAAACGCGACUCUUAAUCUCUCUAAUAUCAACAUGAUUUGUUAUUGUGGAUCGCGGAUACUAUUUUGUUUCUUUCUGCAGCCUGAACUCUCCUUGGAAAUAACUGAAAAUACGUAAAUGUUAAACAUUAAUUUAAAAGGGAGAAAAAUGUAUGGAAUUAUUUUAUAAGCACAAAAAUACACAAUACAGUUGUACUGUUGUUAUGAGCACAGUGACCUGUUUUCAGUUUAACUAAGUAAGACG